Molecule: messenger RNA, 1698 nt
Organism: Mesorhabditis belari
Lineage: Eukaryota; Metazoa; Nematoda; Chromadorea; Rhabditida; Rhabditidae
Source: the annotation of a GenBank genome assembly
AUGUCGUAUAACAACGCUCCCGCCGCGCGUGCGCCAUUGAGUGGACGACAGACGCACACAUCAGCAACAUCGGGUCGUAGUCUAAAGAUUGUGACUGAAAUGGGAUCGGGAAUCGGAUCUGGAUUGUCUCCAUUCGGUCAAAAUGCCGCUUCGACUAUUCGUGAUUCGCGUGAAAGGGAGAAAAAAGAUUUGGGUGAUUUAAACGAUCGACUUGCCUCCUAUAUCGAAAAGGUGCGCUUCUUGGAGGCACAGAAUCGAAAGCUUGCCACCGAUUUGGAUGCGCUUCGAUCGAAAUGGGGAAAAGAUACGCACAAUGUGAAAAAUAUGUAUGAGAGGGAACUCGGUGAUGCACAAAAGCUCAUCGAGGACACUCACAAACAACGCAAAGAGCUCGAGGGACAGGUGAAGAAAAUGCAAGAUGAGCUCACGGAUAUCAAGAAAAAAUACGAAGAUGCCGUUCGAGGGCGUAGCACAGAUCGCGCGAAAAUCGACGAAUUGUUGGUGAUUUUGUCGAAUAUCGAGGCUGAGAUCAACUUGUUGAAGCGGCGAAUCGCUCAACUGGAAGAAGAGGUGAAGAGGAUCAAGUCGGAGAACCAGCGACUCCUCAGCGAGUUGCAAAGAGCAAGAACGGAUCUCGAUCAAGAGACUCUCAACCGGAUCGACAAUCAAAAUCAAGUGCAAACACUGCUCGAAGAGAUCGAUUUCCUUCGUCGUGUUCAAGAUCAAGAAAUUAAAGAGUUACAGAUGUUGGCCGCUCGUGACACCACCCCCGAAAACCGGGAGUACUUCAAGAACGAGCUGUCGUCGGCGAUUCGCGAAAUCCGUGACGAGUAUGAUCAGCUCUCGAAUGUUCACCGCAACGACAUGGAAUCGUGGUAUCGUCUUAAAGUUCAAGAGAUUCAAACACAAUCGGCUCGUCAGACGAUGGAGCAAGGAUACGCAAAAGAAGAGGUGAAACGUCUUCGCUCACAGCUCACCGAUUUGCGUGGAAAGUUAGCCGAUUUGGAAGGAAGAAACUCCCUCCUUGAGAAACAAAUCCAAGAGCUCAACUAUCAACUUGAGGAUGAUCAAAGAUCUUACGAAGCGGCACUCAAUGACAGAGACGCCCAAAUCCGCAAAAUGCGUGAAGAGUGUCAGUCGCUUAUGGUCGAACUGCAGAUGUUACUGGAUACUAAACAAACGCUUGACGCUGAGAUUGCUAUCUACCGGAAAAUGCUGGAAGGAGAAGAGAAUCGAGCCGGCCUUAAACAAUUGGUCGAGCAAGUCGUCAAGACUCAUGGAAUUCAGCAAGAAGUUGACACUGAGACAAUGCGUGUGGUGAAAGGAGAGACAGCCUCUCGACAAUCAUUCCAACGAUCAGCUAAGGGAAAUGUCUCUAUUCAUGAAGCAUCUCCAGAUGGGAAAUACAUUGUUCUCCAGAAUACACAUCGUGCUAAAGAUGAAGGAAUUGGAGAGUGGAAGUUGAAGAGAAAGAUCGACGGAAAGAAAGAAAUCGUUUACACUCUACCCGUAAACUUUGUGUUAAGAGCCGGGAAACAAGUGAAGAUCUUCGCCAAGAAUCAAGGCGUUUCCUCCCCGCCUGAUCAACUCGUCUUUGAUGGAGAGGAUUCUUUCGGAACUGGAAGCUCUGUCCACACAAUUCUCUACAGCAAAGAUGGAGAGGAACGUGCCACUCACAUCCAACGCUCCUCGACCGCC